GUGGUGGAUCUCUCGUCCACAACCGAGGUGAAGCCCACCAGGUUCGCAAGCGCGGACCACGGCAGCUUCCUGGGCAUGUCCAGCCGGGAGAAGGGCAUGGCCGUGGAGGCGGCCGACCACGUCAUAUCUUCGGGAGCCUCGACGACGACGGCCACGAUCUCGAGGGACUACCAGCGCAAGAACUCCACCAUGAGGUUUCGCUGGAUCUACUAUUGUGUGGCGCGUGCGUGCUUCGACGCGAUCGAGUGGAUCAAGUGGGCCUACUCGAGCGCCGAGGAGACCAUCGACACGGUCGAGGGCUUAAAGGGGGAGUGCGAGCACAUCCUGGAGCUGCACGAGCCGGGGGUGCUGGGGCCGCUGUACAUGUCGGUAUGUAUCAUGUUCGUGGUCGGUGGUGGCGCCUACGUUGUGGCAGCAGCUGUCGCCGUGGUCGCCCACGGCGUCCGUCGGCUCGUCGGCUUCCCCGACGCCCCGCGACGAGGGCACCGACGGUGCCGCGCCGUGAUACCCGACGAGGAGGGCGAGCCGAGCGAGUCCGACUUGGCGAAGCAGCUGAGCGUGGUGGCGGACAGGCUCGCGGCGUUGGAGAUCAAGAGCUCACAGCCCCCUCUGCCGCCUCCCGCUGCGCCUCCUCCGACGAGGUCGGCCCCCUCUCCGUCAACGGGCUGUGGCGGGAACCUGGGGGUGGAUUCGGGCGCGAACUGCGACCAGAUGGUGCCCCAGCUGCUCGAGCGACUCGACAGGCGCAAGGAGAUCGUCCAGGCUGGCAGCCAGGCAGCGACAGCACGCACUCCUCCCCGAGCCCAGGAGGUGACGGUCAGGGAUCCCGAAGUCGCGGCGCUGGUGCGAGGUCAGGGCGACUCCUUCAAGGAUAUGCGCGUCAUGGCGAAGGAGAAGUUGGAGGCUGUCAGCCCGACCGUGAGCAGGGCGAUCCCUGGGGGCGUCAAGGCCCGCGUCGCUCCAGCCAUGGUGGCUCGCCUCUACGGGAUCGGGGGCUGGCAGUCGAGGAUCAACUACCGCGUGCUGGAGGAGCUCGACGCGUCCAAGGCCGACCAGGAAGGGGCCCUGAUCGACGGCGUGGAGAAGGAGCUGCGCGAGCAGCUCGCGCAUCGCGCUCUGCUCGCCAAGCCCCUCGGCAAGCUCCACGACCACAAGAGCGCGUCGACGAAGGCCGGGCGCGUCGCUCGUGCGGUGCUGAUCCUGAUCGGCGCCGCCCACCUCACCAACGUGCGCGACAGCGGUCGAGUCAGAGACCCGCUGGAGGUGCUCCCGCUCUUAGCCCUGCCCGAGCCCACCUCGUCGACCUCAGAGCGAUCGAGGUCGCGGGCCGCUCGGGAGAGGGCGGAGCGGGCUCGGGCGAAUGCUGCUCCGAGGUCCUUGACGGCUCCCACCGUUGGCCGCUGCGAUCAGCUUCGAGACGCCGCGUGGGGCAGUGCGACCGACUGGGCGAGAAGCCGCGAGUUGCCGCGGAUGCUCUCGGAGAGGGUGCUGGAGUGCCAUCGGGGGGCCCACGACCUGAAUAUGUACGCUUCCGACGCCGAGUUCGCUUUCGAGCGGCUGGCUUUGCGUGCCAAAGCUGGGGCCUGCGUGGCCUUAGCUGCGUCGGGCGACGACGGGGGGGCGCCGCCGGGUGGCGAGGUGAUGCCCAUCGCGAGCGGCGAGGCGACUCUGCCGCCAGCUGGGGCGGAGCCGUGCGACAUCAAGCCGGUCUCGCCGAAGGCCAGGCGCUAUGUCGACAGGUUCCACGAGAGGAUGGCCCUGCCGCCGAGCCAGGUGGACGAGGCCGACAUCGAGGCCGUGCGCUCCCGCGCCGACCCGGGCUUCCGCCAGCGAGCUGCGCGCUUAGAUUUUGCGGUGCGCCUGUGGGGGGCUUGGAUGCUCGGGUUCACCCGCGAUUGCAAGGUCGAGGUGGCCGUGUUUUUCGUGAUGGGGGGGGCGCGCGAGGACGGGGUCUGCGUGCGGAGGCCCGCGUGGGACAUGAGGCGCGUGAGCAUGCGCUUCAGGUGCCGCAACUGUGCCGAACUGUGGCCCUACAUGGUGUGCGGCGGUGUCUCGAUCGACGAGUUCGUGAAGGAGCUCAGGAGGCGGCGGAUGAAGCUGCCCGGCGCGCCGAGCGGAUGCCGAUAUCUCUGUCUUGUCGUGAUGCUGAUGGGUUUCAGCUGGUCGCCAGCGAUCUGCCGCGGAGCGCUGGAGGAUUUGAUGUGUGACCUGCCUGGUUCUCCUCGUCGCGGCCGGCUGACCCGCGGUCUGAUACCCCCGGGCUUCGCCGAGGUUGCCUUCAUAUAUUGGGUUUUUUUUAUUCGCGACUUCGCCUCGCUGACUCUCGUGCACGAGAGCGAUGAGACGACCGCGGAGACGGUGAAGGAGGCGGCUCGGACGAAGCUGCAGGAGGUGGGCCUGGACAUGCACAAAGAUGGAGUCGGGGAUGCAUUGCCCCUCUCUCUUGGAGAUGCGAUCACCGAGCAGCCGUGCCGAUUCGUGGCUUCCAGGGAGAAAUCCAGAACGUUAUUGGGGCAACUGGAGCUGUCAUGGCUCGGGGCCGAGCGACGUCUCAGGAGUUGUCCCGUAUCGUUGGCUCGUGGGUCUGGCUUGCGAUGUUGUCGACCCGCCUUUUGCCUGCUGGGCGCUUGCUACAAGUUCGCGACGAAGUUCGAGGGCGACCAGACCAGGCGCGAGCUCUGGGAGAGCGCACUGAACGAGCUGCGCAUGCCAUGCCACCUCGCACCCCUGAUGUACACGCACCUGGAGCCCCGCUGGAGCGAGGUCGUGUUCGCGACCGACGCGAGCGAGGCCAGCAUGGGCGCGGUGGAGACCCAGGCGACAAGGAGCGAGGUCAAGGCAGAGGUGGACCGACAGUGGAGACUCCAGCAGCUGCGCGAGAUGGCCGGGGACGAGGAGGAGGAGGAGCUACUGCUGAAAGGCGACGACUGGGAAUGUUCCAAGCGGGGAAUCCCGAACACCAGCGGCGAGUGCGACGUCCCCCCGCAGCCGCUGAUGGCCGACGUCUUCGCGGGCUACGGCGGGUUCGGAGAGGAGAUGCGGAGCGAGUGCCAGUGCGAGACCCUCUUCGUGGACAACGCUCGCAACCCGCGCCGCGACCUCACAGGCCCGUCGUUCGGCGAGCUCACGUGCCGAGCCAUUCUGUUCGGCCUCUUCUUCACGGUGCACAUGGCUCCUCCAUGCUCGUCCUUUUCCAGGGCGCGGAGGCCGGCGAUUCGGGCACCUGGGCGCUGGAUUCGAGGGCUCCCUGGGCUGUCCCCGCCCCGGGUGCAGCGUGUCCGCGAGGGCGGCUCCUUGGCGCGGGCAGCUAUCUCCAUGUGCUUCCCGCGCCUGGCUGCAUGCGUUGGUUUCUCCCUUGAGAACCCCAGUGCCUCGAUGAUCUGGGGGCUGCCCGAGAUGGCGAAGCUGAUGGAGCAAGCGGGCGUCGUUGCGGCGAAGCUGCUGGUCAGACAGGCGAUCGAGGCCAAGCGGUUGGAGCUGCACAGCUGGCGAGUUCAAGAAGUUCGGAGCCCGCCGGAGAAGCCCAGAGCGGUCAUGGACCACUGGGCGAGUUUAUCGAGAUGGCACCUGUCGUGGAAGGGAGAGUGGGCAUACGAGGCCCACGUCAAUGUGCAGGAGAUGAGAUGGACCCCGACCAACAUGAAUCCAGCAGACGGCCCGUCGCGAGGGGAAGGGGUCGGCAGCGCGGAGAUCACGCAGGCGAAGUGCGAGCAGAAGAAGUCCAUCCUGAGCGACCAGUACCGUUUCGAGAGGCUCGUGGGCGACCAGCUGGAGAUCAAGGGCAUGCGCGACGACUGCGCCCAGAGCAAUAAGUUGAUCAAGGAAAGGGCGCGAGCUCCCCCAGCUGGGCAGCGUCGACUCUUCGUGCCUAUGAAGAAGAAGUGGCCCCUGGCGUUCGAGAAUGCCGCGGCGGAGAAGCCCGUCGGCAGGAGCUCGCUAGGACGCGAGCAGCUCGAGCGCCCCUUGAGGCUCUUGAUCCACGCGGUGCAGGGCGACGCGAACAAGGGGUAUCUCAAGGGGGUGGAGCCGUUUCUUCGCGACGUGUUCCACAAGCGCCUGCCCUCCUCGACUCCAGGGCAGCGGGACAUCGCGGUGGCCGCCGAUCUGGGCAACCG
Messenger RNA from Prorocentrum cordatum, 4115 nucleotides. The record is from the annotation of a GenBank genome assembly. Lineage: Eukaryota; Dinophyceae; Prorocentrales; Prorocentraceae.